AUGUUGGGUCUUACUAUUGUCGAAAAUAUAUCAUAUGGCUGUUCAUCACAUACAUUUACUUAUGAAGAUAUCAUUAAUGCAGCUAGGCGAGCUCAUUGUCAUAAUUUUAUAGAAGCAUUACCAAUGGGCUAUGAUACACCUGUAGGAUUGAAUGGAACUUCAUUUUUAUCUGGAGAUCAAAAACAGCGUAUUGCUAUUGCACGAGCUCUUUUUCGUAAUCCAAAAUUUUUAUUACUUGAUGAAGCAACAAGUGCGUUGGAUGUACAUAAUGAAAAGCUUGUUGAAGAAUCGUUGAAUGUUGCACGGCAAGAUAAUCCAUCACGAACUGUUAUUAUUGUUGCACAUCGUCUUUCAACUAUUCAAUCAUGUGAUCUUAUUUGUGUUCUUGGUCCUAAUGGACGAUUAUUGGAAAGUAGUACACAUGCAGAAUUAAUGGCACAUGGCACUGCUUAUCGUAGAUUUGUACUUGAUCAUAUGUGA
Adineta steineri is the source of this 480-nucleotide messenger RNA. Lineage: Eukaryota; Metazoa; Rotifera; Eurotatoria; Adinetida; Adinetidae. The record is from the annotation of a GenBank genome assembly.